AUGCAAAAUAAACAGCCAAUUCUUUUUUUCCUGUUACCGGGGGAACUCAAGAUGGAGCUAGCAAUAUCUGCAGUAACAGGUGAGCUCGUGAGCCGAUUCGUCUCCUACCUCGCUGACAAGUACCGCUCGAGCCGCCGUGCAGAGUCAGGAGAGACACAGUUGAGGAGGCUGCAGCAACUCCUCCCCAGAGCCCGCUCCGUCGUUGAGGAGGCAGAUGGGCGGUACAUCACCAACUCCGGGAUGCUGGCGCAGCUCAACAUGCUCACGGACGCCAUGUACCGAGGCUACUGGGCGCUAGGGGCCUUUGGGUACAUGUCCCUUGAAGAGACAGAGACUAGUCCCAUGGAGGUUAGCAGCUCAUCUCCCCGCAAACGUCUCCGCACGGUUCAUGGCAGUGCUAGGAAGAACAAGGCCAUGUACCUUGCCGACCUUCAAGGUGUGGUGGAGAGCUUGGAGGAUGUCGUUGCUGGCUUGACGGAGUUUGUUGUUCUUUUGAGUGGAUGCGACCGUAUGCUGCGUCGACCAUAUGAUGCGUAUCUUUACAAUGACACCAUCAUGUUCGGACGCCACACCGAGAAGCAAAAGCUCCUGAACUUCAUGUUGCAGCACAGUUCAAGCUCGCCUGGUGGAACGCCGGCUGUUCUCCCGAUCAUCGGUGCUCCCGCGGUCGGGAAGAGGACUCUGGUGGCCCAUGUAUGCAAGGACGAGAGGGUCAGCUCACAUUUCUCCUCGAUUCUGCACCUGAAUGGAGACUCCUUCCGCAGAAUCGCAGACCAUGACCGGAGCUUCUUGCGAGGGAAGAUAGUGGUCGUUCUUGAGCUUGUCGCAGACGUCGACGAGAAGGAUUGGGCCGAGUUCUGCUCAACCUUGGCAAGCAUGGAUAGUGGAAGCAAGGUGAUCAUCAUCAGCCGGCUUAGAAGUACAGAGCGAUUCGGGACAGUGCGGCCGAUCUUCCUUAACACCCUGUCAUACGAGGAGUUCAGCUACCUCUUCAAGACACUCGCAUUCGGGAGCGCGAACCCGGCGCAUCACCCGCAGCUGGCACGGAUUGCAGAUGAAUUGGCCGAGGAGUUCCGCACGGAAUGUUCGCUCGUCGGCACAAACAUAUUCGCGGAUGUGAUGAGGAGGAAUCUGAACGUCCAUUUCUGGCUCGGCAUGAUGAGCAGGCUGAGAAGAUUUGCUGAGAGGAACGUCUCCAUGUUUGGGGAACACCCGAGGUUGCUCGUCGAGAGACGCCAUCAGAUAGAUGUUACGGACUUCGUCUUGCAUCCUGCUGCUUCUCCGCUCCGCAUCGUGCCUUCCUGCACCAGUGGCAGCAGCCGCACUGAGGUUACAGCGGAGAGGGCAUCGCUGCCGAGGGUGAGGCUUGGAGAUCUUGUGAUGGAUCCUGGAGUUCGGCCGCAAGGGGAUUUCAAUGUGGUUUCCUGGGAAUCAAGGUUGCCUCCUUACACUUCAUUUGUACAUUUUGUUCCAAAUGGAAAUUGUGCUCCAGGUUUGGCGAAACAGAGUACUCCCCUGUCUGGGAGGAAGCGUCCAGCAGUUGCUUUGUAA
Molecule: messenger RNA, 1551 nt
Organism: Triticum turgidum subsp. durum (durum wheat)
Lineage: Eukaryota; Viridiplantae; Streptophyta; Magnoliopsida; Poales; Poaceae
Source: the annotation of a GenBank genome assembly